Molecule: messenger RNA, 387 nt
Organism: Exophiala spinifera
Lineage: Eukaryota; Fungi; Ascomycota; Eurotiomycetes; Chaetothyriales; Herpotrichiellaceae
Exons: 2
Coding region: 1-387 (128 amino acids)
Source: RefSeq, a predicted model, not a curated record
AUGGUUAUUCUAUAUGCCAACAAGAUUUCCAGACGCCAAUCGAGCGAGGAACAUCUUCCGAUAACGAUCCUGCGCUUGUCCAAUUCCCGCAACGAGCCUCCAAAAGACGCCCGACCUGCGUCACAAGCUGUUGCUCCACGUCGCGUUCGGCCUCGUCCCGCACAUAUCGAGACUAGAGAAAGAUAUCUCCCUCCCCUGAACGCUGAUGCGGCAGUACCUGUUCGCCCUGACAUCAAAGAUCUCGGGUUGGGAGCGAUCUUCGUGUUUGAAGGAGCUACAAACGUUCCUGGGGCUGCAGGAUUAACAAUGAGGCUGGAAGGCAAUGUUCUCAGGUCUGUCAAUAAUAUGGUCCUUCUUGACACGGUUCUCGCCUUCACUGAGAAUUAA